Molecule: messenger RNA, 1160 nt
Organism: Drosophila sulfurigaster albostrigata
Lineage: Eukaryota; Metazoa; Arthropoda; Insecta; Diptera; Drosophilidae
Product: long-chain fatty acid transport protein 2-like
Exons: 2
Coding region: 348-1160 (270 amino acids)
Biological process (GO): long-chain fatty acid metabolic process; fatty-acyl-CoA biosynthetic process
Molecular function (GO): long-chain fatty acid-CoA ligase activity
Source: RefSeq, a predicted model, not a curated record
AUGAGGCGAAAGCGGGUUUGCAAAAAUUUGAAUCGAGGAAAAAUAACAAGUGUUGUCGAAACCCUAUCUCUUAUACAUCUCCAGUAUGCAUAAAUUUAUAGUAUACUUUUAGACUAUGACCAGCACGUAUAAAAAUCUUUGUACUCACAUCUGAGCUGCCAGCUGAUAAACUUUAAUUCUAUACUAUCAGCUCAAGAAAUAAUUUCUUUUUGAAAGACUUUUCGGUCAAAGCUAUUAUGAAAUUGUAGCAAAUUUUUGUUGUUGUUUGUGGCAAUUUUUUUUGAUAAGAGUAUGAAGAAAGCUCAAAAAACUUUCCGAACACCAAAAGAGAUAUCAGUAACAAAAAAAUGUUAGACCUAACUAGACGUCUGACAACCAGCUACAAUCCGGAGCUACAAAUCUGGUCAGGAGCCAGUGAACCAAGUUCCUACAGCAAUGAUCUAACAAUUGGUGAGAUUAUAUUUGAACAAUUGCAAAAGGAUCCCGAAAGAAUCUGUCAAAUAUCUCAUAGCGAGAAAACGACUCUGACUCGCUCCCAAUUAUUGCAAAAUGCGUCUAAAGUAGGUGCAUAUUUGCGUCAAGAAGGAUUAAUCAAAGAAACCGAUAUUGUGGCCAUACUCGCGAGGAAUACAACUCAUGUUGCGUCGUUGGCUUAUGGUUGCAUGUUCAAUGGAACUCCAUUUCAUACAGUGCAUCCUGACACUAUUGAGACCACAAUUUGCCAUUUGCUAAAUAUAACAAAGCCGCGAAUCAUUUUUUGUGGUGCCGAAAGCUACAAUAAAUUGAAAUAUGUGGCUGAUAAGAUGAAUAGUGAAAAUAAGCAAUUCGAAACGAAGAUUGUAAUCAUCGACGGAAUUGUUGAAGGUGUUACAAACAUCCUUGAUAUAUUUCAAAUACAAUUGCAAUCGGAUUACAAACCCGAAAGCUUUAAAAAUGGCAUAGAUCGAACAUUGGCUAUACUCUGUUCCUCUGGCACAACUGGCAUCCCAAAGGCAGUUACCUUUUCGAACAGUCGAAAGAUAUUUGAAUUUUACAGCUAUCUAAGUGAAGGUGACAUUCAAUAUUCGCCAAGUUCACUAGACUGGGUGUCUGGUUUGUUGGUUUUGACUUCAGCGGGAGUGUAUGGAACUCUACUAGUUAUUUCCAAAGAAGUUUUUUAG